CAAAAACUCAGAAUUACCAUAUUUGCGUAUCGUGGUUUGGCCAAGGCUAAAGUUUGAUUACAUGCCUAAACAUCAUCGUCAUUGUUCUCCUAGUCUUCAAAAUGUCCAGUCUCUGCAGCAUCCUGAUCAUCACCAUGACCCUCGGGAACCAUUACACCGAUACAGUCAUGAGGGCACCCUUGUUUCGAAGGAUCCGGGCCGCGCAGGCCAAAUGCUCCCUCAAAGAUCCGAAUCACCGAAUUAACUAUAGUUCACCACAAUGUUCCAAAUUCGGAUGUCAAAGCCAACCAAAAAAUUUGGGACCUGACAGGUGGAUAAUUUUAUCAUCCGUAUGACGCCAAGCCAUACCCUCAUGGAAAUAAAGACAUCUCAGUUGCUCAUAACCCAGCACGUCAACAUUUCAGGUGUGAAGUGCUGACGACAAGUUUUUAUCGAAACUGCUUUAUCACCCCCAAAAACGCAGGCGCCAAGCAUUGCCCUUCCAGAUGCUGGUGCGGAACCCGAACUGUGGCAAGCUCGAAACCCUCAUUGGGACGUCUCAUCUUGUGACACGUCUCCCAGUAAUCUUUGCCAGACGCACGUUGUCACCUGAUACAUAGUCGAUCUACUUGGCGUAGAGUAAAUCCUUUGCGGCGUGCUCGUAACCAGAUUUCCUCUCAGGAAUGCCGCAUUCUUUUUGCAGGAGCGUUAUGAGAAGUAAACUGAAUGUUCUCAGCGAGCCAAGUAGCCAUGUUUACGUAAGCCACUCCCGUACGGAAGUGGGAUAAGCGCUUCUGUGUGUCUGUGACCCCUUCCUACUCCAAUGCAGAAAAACCACAGGCAAUGGCGUUUUGAAGCACAUACUACUUCCUGUGUCCGAGAAGACGCCCCUUGGCUGCUUGACGCUCCUUAGCUAGACGGUUGGCUGUCGAGAAAGCUCCUGUGAAGCUCCAUCGCGGCGGCCAUCAUACUGUUAGAUAUGAGAGAGCCGCAGCAGCUUCCACGCCGAGUCGAGGUUUUCAUGAGACAGAAUCAGUAUGCAUCUGUUGUGGCACCGAAUAUAUACCCUGAGAUUACC
Molecule: messenger RNA, 1057 nt
Organism: Truncatella angustata
Lineage: Eukaryota; Fungi; Ascomycota; Sordariomycetes; Amphisphaeriales; Sporocadaceae
Exons: 1
Coding region: 102-335 (77 amino acids)
Source: RefSeq, a predicted model, not a curated record